Danio rerio (zebrafish) is the source of this 2371-nucleotide messenger RNA. The record is from RefSeq and is a predicted model, not a curated record. NCBI's taxonomy places the organism in Eukaryota, Metazoa, Chordata, Actinopteri, Cypriniformes, Danionidae.
AAAAUAAAUAAAAAUCUUUUCCAUAUUUGACCCAAUUCUGGGUUACAACCACGACAACCCAGCAUUUCCAGACUGAGGAUCAUUUGCUGGAACAGAGUUAAUUUACCGGAAUGUAGUUAUAAAUACCCAGGGACUAUUUUAAUGUGUAGUUUCUCAGUCAGACGGCAGGUGGAAGCACAUUCGACACUUGUUUUUGUUCUUGAAACACUUGAGUGGUAACAUCUUUUAAUUUAGCAUGAUGACAAAUGAUGAGUUUCUAUUUAAGAUAUUAUACAUUCACAUUAUUUCAGUGUAAAAAACAACAACCUUAUUAUCAGUAAAUCAUCGAAACGCGGACAUAAAAGCGGCCGUUUACCGACAGCAGCAUCUCUUACCGGGACUAACGUUAACUCUCUGUCUCUCAGAGGAGUUCCCGGUGUUGUUCCGUGACAAAACAAACAUCAAACGCCAGGAUAAAUGAUGACUAGCGCUGGGAGAUUUUCUGGCACACUUUAUCGACAUAUAUUUGUUCCACCGUGUGCGUGUUUGCUGAGCGGAGGGAUUUCCCGCAUGCUGUCUGUUUAUUGCGGUUCUGCCGCGUUUCUCUGAAGUCUCCGGAUCUUUAAUGCUGCUGGAGAAAAUCUCUUCCACGUAAAGCUCCACCCAUCUCCACCUACAUCAUUUAAGUACUUUGACUUGAGAAGAGUCUGUUUUCAAAGUCAAGUCGAGCUGCAUUGCAUUCACUAAGACAUGAACUUAGAUGGGGACUGCAUCAUGUCAGUCAGUUGUGGGAAUGGCAAACUUAGACAGUGGCUCAUCGAGCAGAUUGACAGCGGGGAGUAUUCCGGAUUGGUUUGGGAAAAUGACGAGAAAACCAUUUUCAGGAUUCCAUGGAAACACGCGGGAAAACAGGACUACAACCGCGAUGAGGACGCCGCUCUCUUCAAGGCCUGGGCUUUAUUUAAGGGCAAAUACAGGGAAGGACUGGACAAACCAGACCCUCCGACGUGGAAGACCAGACUGCGCUGCGCCCUGAACAAGAGCAAUGACUUCGAUGAGCUGGUGGAGCGGAGCCAGCUGGACAUCUCAGAUCCAUACAAAGUCUACAGGAUCGUGCCCGAGGGAGCAAAGAGAGGCUCUAAGGCCAUCAGUAUGGAAGAAAACACGACACACGUGACUCCUCUUAGUUAUCCAAUGCAUUCUGCUUACCCAGCUCUACAGCCGCAGAUGUCGGGCUUCAUGCUUCCUCAGGAGAGGCGAGACUGGAGGGAAUUCGGCUCAGAUCCACCGCACACACAGACGCCUCACGCUGAUUUACCAUACGGCCAGUGUCCGUAUCCACCAUCCCGCUCGCUGCCCUGGCACACAGCACCCUGCGAUAAUGGAUACCAGAUUUCAGGCUCUUUCUACACAUACUCGCCAUCAGAAAGUCACCCGGUGGCGAUGGAUCCUAGUAUGAGAUCGGCUGAAGCCAUGGCCAUUUCAGACUGCCGGCUCCACGUCUCUCUCUUCUACCGUGAGUCUCUGGUGAAAGAACUGACCACCAGCAGUCCUGAAGGCUGUCGGAUCUCCUCAUCGGCGUCUCCAGGCUCUCCUUCGUCUCCGUCGUCUCCGUCAGAAGAGCGUCUGUACGGCGGGGCUGAGCCAGUGCUGUUCCCGUUCCCGUACCCGCAGUCGCAGCGGCGCGGUGCAGAGAAACUCCCCAACGUGCUGGAGCGCGGCGUCCUGCUGUGGCUCUCCCCUGACGGACUCUACGCCAAACGCCUGUGCCAGGGGAGAGUGUACUGGGAGGGACCGCUCGCUCCGUACGCCGACAAACCCAACAAACUGGAGAAAGAGCAGACCUGCAAACUGAUGGACACACAGCAGUUCCUCACAGAGCUACAAGGCUUCAUUCAUCACGGUCGCCCCAUGCCUCGCUCUCAGGUCAUUCUGUGCUUCGGGGACGAGUUUCCAGAUCCUCAACGGCAGAGCAAAAUGAUCACAGCUCAGGUGGAGCCGAUGUUCGCCAGGCAGCUCCUGUAUUUCGCCAGUCAGACCAACGGGCAUUACCUGCGCAGCUACGAGCUCCAAACCCCUGGAUCUUUACCUGUGGAGGACUAUCAGAGGAGUCUACAACACCUGACAGAGUGAACGAGGAAGAAAAACAUCCAUCUGCACUGAGCAAGAGCACGCUUUUACAUCUGAAAACACACACAGAUGUGCAGACACACUGUUAUACUGAGGCAAAUCUGUCGACAAAGGUAAAUCUGACUGUUUCUUGAUGCAAUUGUGAGCUUUUGCAGGUCAGAUUUAUCAGCCCUCCUGUAUAUAUCCAUCUGCAACACAUUUAUAAACAUAAGAGUUUGUUCUGGAGACAGUCCAAAACUAAUAUUGCUGAAGGGGGGUAAUA